AGAUUCCCUCUCCCCCCCCCCCCCUCUUUCCACUUCCUCCCUGUACUUUGCCACCACUGCCACCCCUGCAUCUGGCGUUUUUGGUUUUCCGUCGCGCCCAGCUCCUCAGUUGCGCUUUGACAGUCGUGUUGUGCGGCGGCGAGAAGACGUAUUUUGUGUUGCGAGAGCGAGCUAUCCCCCCCCCCCCCCUCUACACUUCUACAUCUUGUGGUUGACGCCCCGGGUCUGCCACGCCCAUUCACGCAGGUGAGUGACAGAAAACUAAUUUCCCUUCACCGGGGAAACAAAAGGGUGUGUGUGCUUCCUAACGACUGCCUACAGCGCCGGUAGGUUGUUUUUUGUUUGUUCGAACGAAAUUUCUCUCUUGUGUUUGCAACAGGUGAACAAAAACGUGUUUUUGCGACGUAAACAUAUUUAGUCGAAGGUAAAAAAAAACACGCUUUCGCCCAUCAAAAUUGCACCAUUUGUACUCAAAGAGUGUUAAAAUAAUUUAUAAAUAAUUUUGGGAAUAUUAUGUAUUGCUUGUAAACUCUUGAAUCGUAAUGUUUGCAGUUUUCUUAACACUCAUUUUAAGUUGGCGUCAAGCUAAGAAAAUUAUUACCAAUUUAAAUAAGAAUAUGAGUAUUAGGUUACAUUAAAAAAAAUUGCAUUUAAGAAUUUUCUGAGGGCCGAAAAGUACUUUUGAUCUCUGAUUAAGUUUUUAAACAGUAUUUUCUCUUUAGCUGUGGAGUGGGUUUAUUGCUUGUGUACCAAGUUCUGUUUUUUUUUAUUCGUUUCUGGCCUGGCUAUAUCUUAUAUGCAACAUCGCCUCUACAGGCCCGUCUAUAGAAUCUUUAAGCAAAAAAUAUUUCAGGUAUACUGUCGUGCUUAAACCAUUAUUGUAUGCUUGUACCGGACACCUGUGAACCACAAGGGCAUAUCCAAAUCAAAACAUAAGUGGUGAGGUGUAUUAUUCGAUAUUAAAACUUAUGGCUUGUUUGCGAAAACCAAUUGACUGUGAAUGCCCAGUGUGGCUAACCCAUUUAACCUUUUUUCACCAAUAGUGCUUCUUGGCCAUGUUUAAGUAGACAGUAACAAGUAUUAGUUACAUUGUUACCUGCGGAAAACAAGGGAUGUGAACAGUUUAAAUCGAGACUAUGUACACGACACAGGCUGUGACGAUAUUUUAACGAAAACUUUACCGUUGUCCACAUACGCUUAUGACCAGGGGCGCAACAACAGGAAGGGGGGGGGGGGGGGGGCAAGGGUGUGUUGCCCCUCCUCUGAAACCUUGAAAUGAGGGCUAACGGGGGCAAAGAAAAUGCUGUGUAAUCAAUUUUUAUAUAAUAAAACUGCUUAAAUAGCACCAGUUUCCACCUUGAAAUACAAAUUUUCCCAGGGGAUCGAUUCUUUAUAAAAAGGUAUAUUGUCCCUCCUUUGGAAAUUUAGUUGUUGCGCCCCCUGCUUAUGACGCUUCUGAGAUGAUUGACGCUUCGAUUAGUAGCAAAUCGCGAAUGAUGAGAUCCAACGCAAAAAAAAAUUUUUUUUUUAAAAAGCUAUGUUCCUUUCUAGGUCAUUAAUUUUGCCUUAAACACUUCAAAAGUUGUAUAUCUUCUGAAUGACUUGAUUAUUUCAAGUACACAUUUUCCUAAUACGUUUUGUGUGAUUAGGUGUCAAGAAUUAAACAUUAUAAAGUUUUUUGUGCAGUGUAGAUAAGAAAAAUUUGGCUACUUCAUAAUGUAUGAAUUUUUACAGAACAAAAAUUAAUUUUAUUCAGCUAUCAAAAUAAAAAUUUAUACUUCAAAUAACACUUUUUUUAUACUAAAUUUGAAACUAUUUAGUGCUGUUAUUGUUUUAUGGCGUGCGAUAAAAUACUGGCUCCUCGCCCGUCUCUAAAUGACUUCGAUAUCUGAGAGACUCAAGUCCCAUUCAUACAUCCAAUGUCGACUUGAUGUAAAAGCCCAAUUUAUUUAUUCGAUGUCUACAAGUUCAGUUCAUUCAUCCAUUCAUUCAUUCGAUGUCGACGAGUUGUCAAAACCCAUUCAUUCAUUCAAAAUCGAUGUGAUGAUUUCAACCAAAUUCCGUUCAUUAAUUCGAUGUCGGACGAGAUGUCCAAGCCAAUUUCGUUCGUACGUUCGUUCUCAUGUCAACGAGACGUCAAGCUCGAUUCAUUCCAUAUCCUUUUUAUUUAUAAAACCGGUUCUCUUUGCGAGGGCGUGGGACACUGUAUUGUUAGUCCCGGAACUUCAAGUGUUUUCUGCUUUCCCUGUGGCAGCAGCGCUGGCUCUUCAACUCCCCCCCCCCCCCUUUUCCAUCCCGGGACCCGCGGGUGCUUGUAUCGAUGGUGUUUCAUCUUUCCGGCGGUAGCGGCGCCGUGCUGUGCCGAGCGCGGCUGUUCUCAUCCCACGACCUUCGCCGGCGGACUGUGAGAGAACCGCAUCCCCACACGGCUUCCCGUGUGAAGAAAAAAAAUUGCGCUUCCUCCUUAUGAUAAUCUGUUGUUUUUUUUUUAGUUUUUUUUUUUAGACAGAGUCUUGUUUAUUUCACGUUACCAUUAAGGCCCCCGCCUACCCGGGCGCGCACACGGUGCGCAGAGCUUCAGGAAAAACAACGCGAUUUCAAAACUACUCAAGAUAGCCGAGUGGGGUCUGCUUACGAAAAACAUUUUCAGAGUUCGCUGAGGUCCGAAAAGUACUUAUGGAUUUAGGAUUAAGUUUCUUUAAAAUGUAUUUUUAGAAGAGUUAAAAUGGUUAAAAAGGUAUGAUUUAGGCUUAAAACAACCGGUGCAGAUUCUUGAAAGCAUUUGAGGGAUUUGAAUUACACCAUUAUUUUCAUUUCUUCGCUAUAUAAUGUUACGGUCACCGCUCAAAUUUCGUAGUUGUCCUAUGCUUGGCUGCGCGCCAGAUCAGAGCCUAGCGCCUAGGCCCGUUCUACAGUGGCACGUAAACCGGAGACGGAUUUCCCGGAAAAUUUCACCAUCGCGUCUCUUCUGCUUUCACAAUGCACGGUAACGUAAAAUUGGCAACCUAUGAGAUUUAAUUUCAAGGUUAUGAAAUAUUAAUUUAAAAAAUAUAUAGGUGUGUUAUGCCUCAGGAACAUUGUGCGAUAAGAAUUUAUAUUUACUAUGAAAAUAGCAUCGCGCCUAUCGUCCCGCCUGACUUCAUACAAACGUGGAGUAGGAGAUUUGUGGUAUGAUAAGCCAGUAUGAAAUUCAGAACAUAAGUAUGUAUUGUCUCGUCAAAAAAAAAGAGGGGGGGGGGGUGGUUUGAGCUACUUACCAGUUCACCACCAACCAGUGUGUGUCAUGUUGUCUGUAUUCAUGGCCUUAUUGGCUGAAUAAACUCGUGUGUGGUUUUUGAGUGUGGCGAAAAGCUGUUGGACCCCACAGGCGUUUUAUUGGAAGGGUUGGCACCCAUCCUGUCCAUGAUUAGUGAAUGUUUGUCUACCGCUUAACACCCUUCCCCCCUUUUAAGAGGCCUAUACAGACAGUCUUCAGGGCGUGAUUGUAGGGCCUUUUGUUAAGAAGAAUUUGCAGCUUCCCAUUACAGAUAAACUGUCAUGUUUUUUUGUGUGUAGAAGGAAAGGAUGAAUGGGUCGAUCUAUAAUUUUUAUAAUGCUUUUUAAAAUUCGUAACAUAGGUAAAAAUAUUACCGAAUAUGUGGUUUUACGCAGCUGUUUUAUGUAUCGUGUGUAAUGCAUACAAAAAAAGUAGAUACACACAACGAUAGAGUAUUAAUCGUUGAUUAAAAUGGUGUAAAAAAAUACAUAGGUCACCGCUGAAAAACUCCCAGAAUUCUUCUACGACAAAAUGGUUUUCCGCACAUUUAUUCUGCCGGGAAGUGUCUCCCUCGCGCGGCGUAUUCUUCAGCCGGCGACUGGAGCCGAGGAGUGGGGCUAGCGGCUGCUGUGAAGGCAGCGGAGGGGAAGUUCGUCUGACGGCUGCUCGGUCGCCUUAUCAGCGCGUCGGGGUAUCGGAUAUCGCGAUAAGCAUAUGUGUCUACAGCUGAGGCCGCCUGGUCGGGAAGUAAUAAAUUCUAGGAUUCAGGAAGUUAUUCCCAGAGCAAACCUCAACCAUUCUACGCCCACCACAUCGCGCGGCGAGAAGACUCAGUAAGGCAUAUUCGGAGCCAAGUGGAGGUUAUCUGUAAGCGAAAAAAGUUGAGCGACUGUUAUUUUUACCCCUUGUUGAAUCGAUAUUUGACUUUGUAACAGCAUCGAGAAAUACUAUUAUAUGCACGAUUUCUUUUUCAAGAAUGGAUGAGAAGAGAAACUGGAGAAAAGGAAAGAAGAAUCAUCUUUAUAUUUCUGCAACAAGAAAGAAAAAUAAAGCUACUCAUCUCAAAGCAUACUGGAGUCAAAGGUCAGUUUGUUUUGUAAUAUGUCAUACAAAAUACAGAUGGCGUUCAUUAGCCUGCGUAGUCGAAACUUACCUUGUGAUCUCUCACCUACAACACCUUCCCCACCAUAAUGUUGAAUUAUCUUAGAUGAACAGUAGCAUAUUGAAAAGUUUAUUUAAAAUAUAUAGGUUAAAUAUGUAUGUUUAUGAUAUGUAAUGCAUCCAUAAGUUAUCAGUUUUGACAGGCUGAGCUCCCUGUUGAGAAGGGGGAGGGGGGAAACAAAAUCUGGCUCCUCACAGUCGAAGCAUAUAAUAUGUGUUUGUAUUAACAUUGUAGUAUUAACCUUUAAAAUGUGUAUGUGUACAUUUUUUUAAUUUGGCACUGAAUUAUCAAUUUAUUCACAGGAAAAAAACUAUACCUAAACAAAACAAUGUCAAUGAAGAAUUGGAAAACCAGAGCCUAUCAAGAAUUCACUGCAGCCAUCAAGCACUGAUUGAAAACGAAAUAACUUCCGGAGUGCAUGAAGAAAGCUAUCCGGCAAAGUGAGUAACUGUUUACAUUUUAUUUAAAACAAAUCUAAGUUAUUCCCAAACGGUGGGUCGCGGAAGGGUUACAGGUGGGUCGCGACUCAAUCCUAUAACUAUCAGAAACCAUCGAAUAAACAACCAGAAAAAAUAAGAAAAAUCGAAACAAAUCGAAUUGUGUGCAAACACGUAUCUAUUGUUAAAUAAAUAACUGUUUUGCUACAAAGUGCUUAUUAUUUGUCAACAAUUUUAAAAUCAGAACACAAAUUGUUUAUAAAUAAUCAAUCUGUAUCUUAAAAAAAACAUAUACAUGUAUAUAUUUGCAAUAUUUGUUGGUAAAUUAUGUAUACAUAAGGAAGGGAUACGAUACAAAUAAGGUUUUUUACUCCACCAUGGACCGAUAGACCGUGGAGGUAUUCCUAUAAGGAAAGGUGGGGCGCCAGCUCGAAAAGUUUGGGAACCACUGUUUUAGAGAAAGUAAGAUUGGCAACACAACCAGUUCUAUUAAUUUAACAAAUAUGCUUUGGCCAAAAUAUACAUAUGAUUUUUGGUCUGUUCAGUGUAAGGUCAUUUAUGGCACAAAAAAUAAAGAAGUCUAGGUAUUAAAAAAAGGAUAAAUUUUAUGUAUUGCAGGAAAAAAAUUAAACUUGAUAGCUGCAUUUAUCAAGUUCCGGAAGGCAGAGACUCACGAAGUCACCUUGGCAGCCAGGGAGUAAAUAAGGCACAAGAAAUUUCUUCAAGAGAAAAUGACACUUCAGAUGAAGAGAAUAACUACUCUGUAGCCAAUGUCCUGCACAAUGAAGAUGGACAGUGUAUCUCUACAGCCGUGUCUUACACAGAAAUGCAACCGCCUCUGAAACUAUUUGAGAUGGAAGCAGGAUGUUCUUUCUGGUCAACCACCGAAGGAGCCAUUGACAUUCCAUACGAGCUGGUAGACAGGAAUGAGCCAACUGUAGACAGUAGAUGUAUCAACAAUUCAGAGACAAGCAAUCAGGUUAGCUGAAUGACAAUGAUAUUGCUUUUAAUUAUAUUGACCUGUUAAAAAAUUUACAGUUAAGUUAUAAUUUAACUUUACAAAUAGGCUAUACUUAAAUUGAAAAAUUACACUACUCAAACUACAUAAAUAUUUUUUUAUCUGAAAUUUCACUAAAAACAGGGCUAAUAAAUGAAGACAGUAAAAAAUCUUAUCCCCAUUUAGUGACAAUAGACAGUAUAUUUUUUUUACCUUACUUAAUAGUGAUACACCAUACCCAGUUAAAACACAAACAGCAUUCUUAAGAACACUGACUUAAGCACUAAAAAUGUUUAUAUUGUAGCAAGACUUUUCAAAGUAUGCAUCAUACAUUGGACAAAAAACUAUUAAAAAUACUACAGCUACUAUUUACUGCUUUUACUGCUAUCAAUACUCCUUUUUUAUUCGUAACUUGGGAAACAAUAAUAUAUACAUAUUUUAUGCACAUAGAAAUAUAACAUGAUUUUUAGUUACAUUAAUAGAUAUAAGUUAUUCAAAAAUAAUGUAUUUAUGGAUGAUUUCAGCCGAACAGUUUAUUCAUUACUCCAAGAAAAUAUCAACAUUUGGAUGAAUAUAUUGAACAUGUAAAGGAAGACAACGGUUUGAUACUCCAAAAGCAGCAAACAUCCACAUCCUCACCAAGUAGCUGUUCUCAGGGUGAAAGAGUGUUUUCAAAUGACGAAGAGAAAACUGAAGAAGUGUUGUACGGUGUCAGAUUUGUAGAUAUGUCGUACUUCUUACGAAAACUCACGGAAGCAAGUCAGCAUAAUAAAUCGUUUGGGUGUACUCUUGCAAAUAUGUGUGUAAAAAAAGAAAUUCGAAAAGGAUUUUCAUCUAUUAUAGUAUUUUUUUGUAAUAUGUGCAACAUGACUGUCGGUGUUCCUACGCAUAAUAUGGAAGAUAAUUCAGUUAUGGAUAUGAAUUCAAGGGCUGUUGCUGGAGUUAUGGGCAUUGGGGCAGGGUAUUCUCAAUUACAAGAAUUAUGUGCAGCAGUAGGCGUGCCUUGCAUGGCGCCAGCAACUUAUUCCAAACAUCACGAUGUUAUCUGUAAUGGCUGGGAAAAAGCAGCUUCAGAAAAAAUGGAAGAGGCUGCACGCGAAGAAGCUGAAUUAGCGAGAGCCAAUGAUGAAGUUGAUGAGAAUAACAUUCCCCUCAUUACUGUUGUUGUCGAUGGCAGUUGGUGCAAACGCUCCUACAAAUGUAAAUACGAUGCACUUUCUGGGGUAGCUGCGAUAGUGGGGUAUCGCACUAAGAAAGUUUUGUUCAUGGCAGUUGCAAACAAAUACUGCUAUGUUUGCGCUCGAGCGAAAAAUAACGAAUCUAUCCCUUCACAUGAUUGCUAUAAAAAUCAUGAAGGUAGCUCAAGUAGCAUGGAAGCAAAAAUAAUAGUAGAAGGAUUCAAAAAGAGUGUAACUAUGUACAACAUAAAGUAUGCCAAAAUUAUAGCCGAUGGUGACAGCAGUGUAUACAAGAAAAUUCUGGAAGCUAGGCCAUAUGACAAUCUUACUGUUGAGAAGAUAGAAUGCAGGAAUCAUCUGCUCCGCAAUUACAGGAAAAAAAUUAUUUCUGCAAGUGAAAAUACUAAUCUUGGGACUACCAUUCUGAGGAAAAUAGUUUAUAGUAAAAUGAGUAAACUAUCCAUUGGAGUGCAAAAAGCAAUCGCUUACAGAAAGUCACAGGACACCGAUUUUCAAGUUAAAGUUUCACAGUUGAAAUGCGAUAUUGAAAAUGGUCCGAGCCACGUUUUUGGUGAGCACAAAAAUUGCAGUACUUUAGGUUACUUCUGCGAUGGUCGAAAAGACGGUGAAUCAAACCUUGUCCCAGAGUUGGAAAAAAAUUCUUUGUGGUCUCAUAUUUAUAAAGCAUGUCAGUAUUUAGCUGCUCAUUCUCGAAGCCUCAUACAUGAUGUAGAUAGCAACAAAGUCGAACAAUUCAAUUCAAUAAUUGCGAAAUUUUCCGGAGGAAAAAGAGUGAACUUUGCAACGAAACGAUCUUAUCAAGGGAGAUGUGCUGGUGCUGUAAUAGCACACAAUACAAAAACACCACAAUAUGUGUUGCACAAAAGCAUGUUCAACGGUAUAAGUCCGAAUAAAAUUUCAAAAAGGUUAGAAUUCAGACGGCGGGAACUUCGAAGACGGGAAUUAGAAAUAAAAGAAAAAAACAAACAAAUUAAAUCAUCAACGAAAACAGCCAAAAAAUCUCUCACCAAAACCUAUGGAGAAAAGGACUAUGGUCCUCAAUGUCAACAGCCUGACAUGGAUCCAGAAACAUUUGAGGAACAGAAACAAGCUUUCCUCAGUAGGUUACAACUAACACAAGAGGACCGUCAACAGUUAGAGAGAGACACAAUUCUCCAGGCAGGAAGCGGAAAAUGGCUUGAAACACGUAGAAAAAUUCUAACGGCUUCGAAUUUCGGGAAAGUCUGUCGUAGACGUGCAUCAACAAGCUGCGCGAACUUAGUUCGCAGUAUUGUUUAUACCUCCGAUAUUUUGAACGUGCCUGCAAUUUAUCAUGGUAAAAAGUUUGAGGUAAUGGCUAUAGAACAACUAGAAAAACAAGAAGGAAUUAAGGUUGGAAAAAGUGGACUCUUCAUUGACAAGGAAUUGCCUUUCUUGGGUGCCACUCCGGAUGGUGUUAUUGGAGAAAAGGGUCUUGCAGAAGUUAAGUGUCCAUCAUCUGCAAUUGGAAAAGAUGUUACUGCAGCAGUUAAACAAGGGAACAUCCGAUAUCUGAGUUUCGAAGGAGAUGAACUGAAACUGAAAAAAACACAUUCAUAUUUUUAUCAAGUUCAGGGACAGCUGCACAUUUCAGAGAGGGAAUAUUGCAUUUUUGGUGUUUGGACAUCAGUUGAAAAAGAGAUGGCAAUAUUUCGAAUUGAAAGGGAUGACAAUUUUUGGAAACAAGAGAUGGAACCACAUCUUACAAAAUUCUAUUAUAACUGCAUUUUGCCAGAACUGGUGGACCCUAGGCAUACGAGGAGCAUGGAAAUUCGAGACCCUCCAUACAUUAUUGACGCUAUUGAAAAAAGAGCAAGAAAAAAAUUUGCUGCUGUCAAGACUUGUUCAGCUGCUCAUUAAUUACUUCUGUAGCUUAGCUUCUUAAAAAAUGGGGGAAUAUAAUACCUAUGUAUUUUUUCUCAAAUUAUUUAUUGCGAUGUAACUUUAUUAUAUAAGAAAAUAUAAAGUCAGUGUGCUGUUAAAUUAUGCUUGUAAAAGCAGACCAUCUAAAUGUACCCAACUGUAUCCAUAAACGCAUGUUUUUAUCUUUGUGGUGUGUAAUUGUGUUCAAAUUCAAUUAUAUUUGAUUAAAGAAGAUGUAUUUGUACAACAUCAUACAUUAACUUUGUUUUUCUUCAUAAAAGCCAAAAAUAAUUUGUACAGAUAAAUCGAUGAUUGUUAUUUUCUGAACAGUUAUUGGGUGGAGAUGCAUACAAAUAUUUUAAAUAGCAAAUUGUAAACAAUCUAAACAUGUACAAAA
Molecule: messenger RNA, 9329 nt
Organism: Bacillus rossius redtenbacheri
Lineage: Eukaryota; Metazoa; Arthropoda; Insecta; Phasmatodea; Bacillidae
Exons: 2
Coding region: 6578-8929 (783 amino acids)
Source: RefSeq, a predicted model, not a curated record